ACAACAACAACCCCCUCGAGUCUUCGCCCAUCAAUACCAGACGACGACGAGAAACUCACACCCACGUUUCCCAACAUUCGAACUGACUGGUCUUUGACAACUUCAUCAACAUGUCGAGUAACAGAAACUACGACUUCCUAAUCAAGCUCCUGCUGAUCGGGGACUCGGGCGUCGGCAAGUCUUGCUGCCUGCUGCGUUUCAGUGAGGACUCUUUCACCCCUUCCUUCAUCACCACCAUCGGUAUCGACUUUAAGAUUCGGACGAUCGAGCUCGAUGGCAAGCGGGUAAAGCUCCAGAUAUGGGAUACGGCUGGCCAGGAGCGCUUCCGCACUAUUACCACCGCGUAUUAUCGCGGUGCUAUGGGCAUUCUGCUUGUCUACGACGUCACUGACGAGAAGUCAUUCAAUAAUAUUCGCACCUGGUUCGCCAACGUCGAGCAGCACGCUACAGAAGGCGUCAACAAGAUUCUCAUCGGAAACAAGUGUGACUGGGAAGAGAAGCGAGUCGUGUCGACCGAACAGGGACAGCAACUUGCCGAUGAACUCGGCAUCCCCUUCCUCGAGGUGUCUGCCAAGAGCAACAUCAACAUCGACCAGGCCUUCUACUCCCUCGCCGCCGACAUCAAGAAGCGCCUCAUUGACAAUCAGAAGGGUGACCAGGCUGGCGCCGGUACGGGCAGUUCAGGCAUCGCGGUGAACCAACAAAGCGGCGCCGGCGGUCUCGGCGGCAAAUGCUGUUAAAAAAAAAACCCCCAGGAAGAAAAAAAAGGAGGGGGUCAACGACACAGGGUAACAAACAACUUGAGGGGCCACAUGGCAUGGUGCAAGACCAAGGAAGACACAGGCGGACAUAGUGAACACCAAGGCUCUGGUGUCUGCGUUUGCAUUGGGCGUUCUGUAUGUGGCUACGCAUACGGGAUCUCAUGACCGAUUCGAGUGGACGGAUACAGAGGGGUUUCGAGGGAAGAACCCCGGAGUUGCU
This is a messenger RNA of Sodiomyces alkalinus F11, 981 nucleotides long. Its product is annotated as GTP-binding protein SAS1. Gene Ontology annotation, biological process: regulation of exocytosis; protein secretion; protein localization to plasma membrane. Gene Ontology annotation, molecular function: GTP binding; GTPase activity. The transcript has 3 exons. The record is from RefSeq and is a predicted model, not a curated record. The coding region runs from base 111 to 740 and encodes 209 amino acids. NCBI's taxonomy places the organism in Eukaryota, Fungi, Ascomycota, Sordariomycetes, Glomerellales, Plectosphaerellaceae. Gene Ontology annotation, cellular component: endosome; plasma membrane.